CAAGAGACAAAAACAUUCUGCAAAAAAUUAGGAAAACAUUCCUCAAAUUUAAACAAGCCUGCGGCAUGAGCAUUGCUUGUUGGCGAAAACAACCAAAAGAACAAAACUCAGGUAGAAUCGUGGGUUUGAAUCCGCCAUGGCGGCUUGUUCCUGCUCCACUCAUCUCUCCCGACUGAAGGGCCUAUACACCAUCGCAUUGCUCCUUCUCUUCCUCCUCAUCAGCUUGUUCUAUUUCAACAGGCUGUCUCUCGAGCCCAAAUUCACAACCUACAGAGAUCUAUUCUCAGAGUCCCGCCGCCCCGCCUCUCCCCCUUCCCCUCGAAUAAUUACCGCCGCUCUGUUACAAGACGAGUAUAAUGUACCCGCCGCUUCGAGCCCAGAUUUCGAUAAAACUGAUGAACAACCAACUGUACCCGUUUCUUCAAAAACAAUGGGAGUGGGAGUGGCAGAAUCGAAAGAUUACGAGGUAGCGAGUAUUGUGACGUCCGUGCCGUCAAUGUCUGAUUCAGAUGAGAUGGACAUUUCUACUAAGGAUGAGAGUGGUCGAGCUGAUACUGCCCAAGGGUGUAAUUUCUACAAAGGGGUUUGGGUGAAAGAUGAUGAUCAACCAAUUUACAGUCCUGGGUCUUGCCCCUAUGUGGAUGAGGCAUUUGACUGUCAACGCAAUGGCAGGCCGGAUUCACAGUAUCUGAAAUGGAGAUGGAAGCCGGAUGGAUGUGAUCUUCCAAGGUUUAAUGCAACAGACUUUUUGGUGAGAUUAAGAGGGAAAAGGCUGAUGCUUGUUGGAGAUUCCAUGAACCGCAAUCAAUUUGAGUCUUUGCUAUGCCUUCUUCGUGAAGGACUUGUCAAUAAGAGUAAAAUGUAUGAGACACAUGGAUAUAAAAUAACAAAGGGAAGAGGCUACUACAUUUUUAAAUUUGAGGAUUACCACUGCACAGUAGAAUUUGUGCGUUCUCAUUUUCUUGUCAGAGAGGGAGUGCGCUUUAAUGCACAAGGUAACUCAAAUCCAACUUUAUCUAUUGACCGUAUUGAUAAAUCAGCUCCUCGCUGGAAGCGUGCUGACAUUCUCAUUUUCAAUACUGGACAUUGGUGGGCCCAUGGAAAGACAGCCAGGGGGGAAAACUACUAUAGAGUGGGUGAUUAUAUUUACCCAAAGUUUGACGCCAUGGAAGCUUAUAAAAUAGCUUUGAAGACCUGGGCAAGUUGGGUAGAUGAACAUCUGGGGCAGAAAAAAAUAGUAUUCUACAGAGGCUACUCAUCUGCUCAUUUCAGAGGCGGGGAUUGGGAUUCUGGCGGUUCCUGUAUUGCUGAAACUGAACCAGUUUUGAACGGAACCAUCCUUGAUAACUAUCCUCCCAAAAUGAAGAUAGUGGAUGAAGUGAUCAAAGAAAUGCAGACACCUGUGGUCCUACUAAAUGUGACGAGGUUGACCAAUUUCCGCAAAGAUGGCCACCCAUCUGUAUAUAUGAAAAAGGCAACUAAUGGCAAAAAGGUUUCCAGCAAACGGCAAGAUUGCAGCCAUUGGUGCCUCCCAGGAGUCCCUGAUGCUUGGAAUGAGCUCAUUUAUGCAUCUUUAGUUUUGAAACAAAUGUCUACAUUCAACUAAUUUUAACAAGGUUCGUUUGAUAGCAAGCAACCCUUUCCAAUCCCAUAUUGGAGUGGCUUCUUUUUUAGCUCUCCCGAACUGGGUAUUUUCCCUUUUUUGGAGGGGGGGGGGGGGGGGGGGGGGGGGGGAGGGGGAUUCCCAAGCGUUCAGAUUGUUCCAUUUGGGGGAAGAGAGAACACCUACAUUCCUGGAUCAAGGAGUAUGAGUCGUCCAGGUUGUACAACUCCAUGUAAUCUGAUGAAGGUGGCUUUCAAACAUGUGGAUCUGUGAUGAUGGCUUGCUUAAAAUAGUCUGAGAGAUUUGUAGUAUAAUGUUCCUCACUCUAACCGCCCAUAUGGUGUAGUGUUUUCACAUUUUGAGAAAUGUUUACACAAUUUAUUGCAAAUACU
Molecule: messenger RNA, 1995 nt
Organism: Cuscuta europaea
Lineage: Eukaryota; Viridiplantae; Streptophyta; Magnoliopsida; Solanales; Convolvulaceae
Source: the annotation of a GenBank genome assembly